GCAUCACUGCACAAGUAACAAUAUAUUUAUAUGUCUUCCCUAACUUUACCAAAUGGGUUAAGGAUUGUUCCACUAUAGCUGCAGUCCACUGAUUGACAUUAUUCUGAUUAUAAUCCACACCACCCAAUAUAGCAUCCAUACACUCUUCACAAUAUUGUGUGCUUCAUCAGCAUUGAAACCAAUCUCAUCAUUGUGGGGCUGAUAUUCCUCCAAGGUGGUGGCUGUAGAUUCUUAAUCAAACAAAUCUUAUCACUGACACAGGAAUGUGGGUUCGAGGAUGAGACAAUCCUCAGAUUCAUGUGGGGGCUGUUAUUUAGGGGUUAUUUUCAUAUCCAUUUAGUUACCUAGCCCUAAUUAGCCAUGUGAUAUCUUGCUUCCAUCCUGACUUCUUUGAUAGUCCUGAAAUUCCUUUAUUUCUUGUCCUUCCUAAUUCUCAUUCCCAAACUAAGUAGAGUCUGGUCUUCUGCCUGCAUAAACAGUUUGACCUCCUGGGGGAAAGGGAAGCUAGGUCUGUUCUCUAAAAAAUGCUGGCAGGGAUUUAUCUGCUUUAUCUAUUUCAAUUUUACUAUCCUCCCCUUUUAGCACUACUUCAGCCAGGAAUUUAAUCAAUUUCAAAAUGAUUUUUUAAAGCAAUUUAUUUAUAAAAUAUAGAAAAACGAAAAGCAAGAAAAUCAGAGAGAGGAUAGGGUAAGAUAUCUAACCUCCACACUAAGUAUUUUGCUCCAGGUCCUGGCUCAACCCAAGCAGAGCUAUAGUUAGUCCUUAGCUGGAGGAGCCUUAGCCUUGAGCCGAGGACCUGGGAAUGCAAGGAGGCUCUCUCAAGAGGGGAGGCCUCUCCUAAGGCUAGUCGCUUCAGAAAAUCCAGGAAAGGAGUCAGUCUUUUUUACUCACCCCACCUGCUAGUUCUAAAGGAAAAAUCCAAGAGCAGAGGUCCCCAGCUGGAGCUCCUUCAAGAUCCAGUUGAAGGCAAAAGUCUUCACAGGAAGUUCUUGACAUUUUAAAAGACCAUUUCUUUUCAUCACUUCCUGUGACUUCCUUCCAUUUUACCUGUACCACUUACAGCUAAAGCUUUGCUUAGGACUGCCCAGGGGGCAGUCAGUCAAUUCUGAUUCAUCACCCACUAUUGUACACAUGGAUCACAGAUCUUCCCCCAUUCAAGUGUAAGUGGAGUGUAUACCCCACUGGUGAUUAAAUCUAAAAAUGGGCAGGGGAGAGUUAAUCUCAUCUUCACACUUGACUAUAUCUGUUUAUAACAUGGGAUUUUCUCAGUGGGGGUAGAGAAAGGGAGUAGAAGAGAGAGAAGAAUCUUUGAACAAAUGGAAUAAAAUGAAGGGAUUGAAAAGAAAGGACAAUGGCUUUGUAAAACAUUUCCCAAGAAGCAAAAUACAAAUAAACAUUUAUGUAGUACUUUAAGGUUUGCAAAACACUUUACAAAUAUCUCAUUUUCUCUUCACAACGGCUCUGGAAGGUAGGUGCUAUGAUCCGCAGAUUAAUAUAUCCAGCCCUAAUCUCUUCCUUAGCUCUGGUCCUUUUUGACAUCUCAAACUGGAUGUCCCAUAUACAUCUCCAAUUCACCAUGUCUAAAACGGAAAUCUGUUUUCCUGAUGACAAAAUUGAGUUUCAGAAUGACCAGGGACACGGAGCUAGCAAGUUCUAAGGUCAAACUUGAAUUCAGAUUUUCCUCAAGGACAAAUGCUCUGUCCUCUGUGGUGCAACCUAGUUGUCAUAACGUUUUGAUAGCACACAGAUGUUUCUAAACUCUCAUGCAGUAAAAUUAGGCUAUCAACAAUUCAUAAAUUCAUAUUUUCCCAUUACCGUUGCUGUCAGAAUUUAUAUGAAUGGUUAUGAACGCUCUUUGAUGCCUUUGAUAUUGUGGCUCACACUCUUUCUGGAUACUUUCUUCUCUAGGUUUUCAUGACAUUCUUCACUCCUGAUGUAGAGCCCAAUAAGCGGGUCUACAAGGAGGGGGCUGUCCUUUGUGAUAGGGACCAGAGGAGAAGUAGGGAAUCGGGGAACCAGGGUGAAGAAUGACAGACAUGGACAAGUCAAUGUUUAAAUAGGGCAGGCAACCCCUAUGAUUUUCCCCUUGGGAGGAAAAUAUGAGGAUCAAUGGAAUACAAGGUAGAGGAGAAGAUUAAGGUGGAGAAUGUAAGCCGACAGGGGCGGGAGCCUCGUGGAGGAAGAGAUUCAGAAAGGAGAGAGAAAGAGGGAGGGAGGAUUAAGGAGCCGAGUGGAGCUCCACAAAAGGGGAGAGAAAGCCAAGAGGAAGUUCAUGGGUUUGCCUCUGAAUUUAAUCCUGUCCUGCUUGGGCGGUACUCCCAAGGGCGUAGUAAACACAUCACAAAGUAUAGACACUUAAGAUUAGGUGGCAAGGUAGAGGGAACACCUUUGGGCGUGUAGAUUGUAAACAGCUCUUUCCCGGGGAAUUGAGUCCGAGCAUGUUAAUGAGUUUGUCUUAGCCAAGGGCCGCAUGGCCAGUUCAAGGUUACAUUCACAAGCCUCAUUGGUAUAACCUUAUGCUUGGCGACACAGUAAUCAUAUAGUCAUUUAUAUUUCAUAGAUGUGAAUAUGCUUGGGAUGCUACACCUGAUUCUCCUCUUACCCGACUAAGGGCUCCUCAGUCUCUUCAUCUAGGUUGUGCUCAACAAUGGCGAGUAUCCCCCAAAGCUUUGCUCUGGACCCUCUUCUCUCUAUAUAUAAUCUACUUUGGUAAUCUCAGCAGCUCCAGUUAUCUAUGCAAUCCCCAGAUAUCCAGCCCAUAAGAAAUAUCUCUUUCCCACACUCUAGGCCUACUACACAAACUGUCUUUUUGACAUCUCAAAUUCAACAUGUCUAAGACAGAACUUAUUAUCUCUACCCCACUCAACUUUCCACCCUUCCCAACUUACCUCUCUCUGGACCAGGCUCUCAGUCUACUGAGUCGCUCCUCCUUUCUUCUUUUAAAUAAACUCCAGGCCUUCUACUACUUCCAGGAGCAAAUAUAAAAUCCUGUCUGGCAUUUAAAGCCUUUCAUGAUGUGGCCCCUUCCUACCUUUCCCAUCAUCUUAGUCUUUGCUCUUCUCCAGUAAUACUAGUCUUCUUGAGUUUCCUCAUAUAAGAACAAUCUAUCUCCAGAGACCGUGCAUUUGCCCUGGGUCUCCUCCAUGCCUAGAAUGCUCUUCCUCCUCACCUCUCAGUUUCCCUAACUUCUUCCAAGACUGCUUAAAUCCCACCUUUUGCAAGAGGCAUUUCUUUGUCUCUCUCCACCCCACUCCUUUCUGAGAUGACCUCCUAUUUUUACUGUCUAUAUCAUAUAGGGUACAUGGUUGUAUGGUGUCUCCCUCAUCAGAAUGGGAGCAAGAGUAGGGACACUGUGUUUUUACCUUUAUUUGUAUGCCUAGUGCCUAGCACACAGCACUGUGCCUGGCCCAGUGUUUUAAUAAAGGUUUGUUGGAUGACUAAUAGGUUACAUUCCAUGGUUUAAGGAAUAUGUGACAGAGAAAGAGUACUGACCUUGAAUUCAUGGGAGCAUAGUUUGGAUGGCAGCUCAGAUUUACUGCCUACCUAACUUUGCUCACCUAUAAAAGAAGGGGUAGCACCCACAGAAAGGGCUCCCGCUUUACUCAACUAUUCAUUAAAACACCCUUGCAGGCAGGGAUUCGGUUUUUUUUUUUUUUUUUGGUGUGUUUGCCACAAGAAGCACCUAAUAAAUAUCGGUUUAUUGGCUGAUUGCAGAAAAUCAGAACCCCAAAGCUAGUGAUUUUCCUCUCCUCUGACUAACCACCUGCAUGAAAAGGUUUGGCAGGGAAGCUGACGCCUCUGCCAUCCACCACCCCACCUUUGGUCAGCAGGCAGGAUCUGGGCGCCGGUCUUUCUCCUUCCCGCCCCAGCAGCGGAGCCACGGUAGAUAUGCCCCUGCGCCGGAGAGGGGUCCGGUAGAUCGCGCCAGCUCCGCCAGGCCCCGCCCAUCUACUCCGCCCCCGAGGAAGGGACCGCGUUCAGUAGCUCGUGCCGGCGCACUGGCCCCACCCCCAGGGCGGGGCAAUGGCGGUAUACGCGCGCGCGCGCGCGCCGCUCAGUUGCUCGCUCCAACUACCCCCGGGCCCCGCAGCGCAUGUGCCUGGCGCCCCCUGCCCGGCCCUGGAUUCCGUUCCCUCGCAGUUCCCGCUGCCGCCCCUGGAACCUGCACCGGCCCCGCCGCCCAUGGCUGGGACGCGUUGGGUGCUCGGGGCCCUGCUCCGGGGCUGCGGCUGUAACUGCAGCAGCUGCCGGCGCACGGGGGCCGCCUGCCUGCCGCUCUACACGGCCGCAGGCGCCUUCCCCGCAGGCGUGUCGGGCCGCCGCCGCCUGCUGCUGCUGCUUGGGGCGGCCGCUGCCGCCGCUGCUCAAACGCGGAGUCUGCAGGCCGGCCGCCUGGUGGGCCCGCCGCCUUCCCCGGCCGCAGCUACUUCUGGUCCCGUGGCCGCGGCCGCCGCCUCCUUCCAGGCCCUGCGCGGGCCUCUGCUGUCUUCGGCCGUCCCCGUUGCCGCGCCCUCGGUGGGCCGCGGCUACAGCCAGGAUUCUAAUACCUAUCUAGAAGAACUCCCGCCACUCCCUGAGUAUGACCUGACUUCAUCUAAGUUAGGAGAAGAGGAAGAGGAUGAUGUAUAUCUCAUUCGGGCCCAAGGACUGCCUUGGUCCUGCACUGUGGAAGAUGUGCUUAAGUUUUUCUUUGACUGUCGAAUCCGAAAUGGUGAGAAUGGGAUACAUUUCCUCUUAAAUAGAGAUGGGAAACGCAGGGGAGAUGCAUUAGUUGAAAUGGAGUCAGAGCAGGAUGUAAAGAAGGCCUUAGAAAAACAUCACCUCUACAUGGGUCAACGCUACGUAGAAGUUUAUGAAAUAAACAAUGAAGACGUGGAUGCUUUAAUGAAGAGCUUGCAGGCCAAAUCAAACCCUGCGGUAAAUGAUGGAGUGGUUCGUUUGAGAGGACUUCCUUAUAGCUGCAACGAGAAGGACAUCGUGGAUUUCUUUGCAGGUCUGAAUAUAAUUGACAUAACAUUUGUCAUGGACCACCGAGGGAGAAAGAAAACAGGGGAAGCCUAUGUGCAGUUUGAAGAACCAGAAAUGGCUAACCAAGCUCUGCUGAAACAUAAGGAAGAAAUUGGGAAUCGGUAUAUAGAAAUCUUCCCGAGCCGAAGGAAUGAAGUUCGAACACAUGUUGGGUCUCACAAGGGGAAGAAAGUGGCGCCUUCUCUGCUCAAGGGUGGGCCUGAGCCUGGCCCGAGCUUGGACGAGCACGACAGGAGUGAGGAGCUCCGCGCAAUGAUGACCUUUGAAAGUGAAAAGGAAGGGGAAUUACACAAGGAGGCCCCGGAGAAGAGCGCGGAGGCCGCGGACUUCGGAACCAUGCCUUCUCUGCAUUUCGUUCACAUGAGAGGACUGCCUUUCCAAGCGAAUGCUCAAGACAUUGUCAACUUUUUUGCUCCUCUGAAGCCCGUUCGGAUCACCAUGGAAUACAGCUCUAGUGGGAAGGCCACCGGGGAGGCUGAUGUGCACUUUGAGACCCACGAGGAUGCCGUGGCGGCGAUGGGCAAGGACCGCUCCCACGUGCAGCAUAGGUAUAUUGAGCUGUUCCUGAAUUCUUGUCCAAAAGGAAAAUAGCGUUGCCAGGAACAUCAUUGAAUCCAGAGAACAAGGAUACAGCAGAAGCAUUUCAUUUGCACACCUAUUUUGGACGUGGAAUCCAGAGUUUUAUCAGCAGCUUUGUCUAGGAAAACUUUUUUUUUUGUUGGUUUAAUAGAUUUGAAGAAAAAUUCCAUAGCUGACUGUUUUAGAAGAGAAGAUUCAGUUUGGGAUUAUGAAAUAAACCACACAUUUAAGUUUUUGUUUAUACUGUCUAGGAUCUGAUUGAAAAUCUGAUCUUUAUUUUAUAUGACCACACAGCUUGGCGAGGGAGGGCAAACCUAACCAGCUAUUGUACAUUUUUAUUCAGUUACCCUUGUUUGUAUAACUUAGACAAAGGUUUUGUUCUCCACGAGUGGAGAACCCUGAUGCAAAGCUCCUAGUUUGAAAGCUGUAGUUGUAGCCAAGUAUCGACGACUGCAACAAGAUGCUCACCAAAGCAGGGAAGGCAGGGUGGUCUGCAGGUCCCACACUCACCAGGGACGAGGGGAGGGAACCCAAAGUGAAGGGCCCGGGUGUUGGCGGACUGCCUGUGAAUGGGGAGGGCCCCUAUGCCUUAUGAUCCCCAACACUGGUGCCUGGUGAAUGGAUGUGGCGAUUAAGCAGUACUCCAUCUAAUCAAAGGACUGUGGAUCUUCACUUCGCUUCGAGGGGCCUGAACUCCUGGAAGCACACGAGGCAGUGGCCGAGGAAGCAGCGAGCCUCCUGCCUGUCCGAGCACGUGUGUGCUGCGAGCAGGGUGGCACCUCCCGGGCGUCCUCGCCUUGGCCUGCCGCAAGGGGCACAGGGCAGAGGUGCAGUGCCUGGCUUGCACAAAGCCCGGAGCGCGGGUCCCAGGAAGGGUCGGAGCACAGCCAGGCUCCCUUCACACGGUGGCUGUUUUCUGGCGAUUUGAAAUCGUUUCCUCGCUUCGCCUGUUGCCCUGGGAACUUCCCGCCGGCUCUGUGUGCUUCACCACGUGUGUCGCUGUGGGUCCAGCCAGAGGAACCCGGGGCUACCUGGCGCUUUCCCCUCCCUCCGCGGCGCCCCUUCUCAGGAGGACCGUCUGGUGUCCAGGACUGUGGGAGUGGGUGGUUGCGAGAGGGGACCCGGGGCUUCUCCCAUACAUCGCCCUGUGUCAUUACCAGCUAAAACAUCCAUCGCUGUACUGUAAAGUUAGUCAAUAAACGAAGGCUGAUUUCA
Messenger RNA from Monodelphis domestica (gray short-tailed opossum), 6822 nucleotides. It is a transcript of the gene GRSF1, whose product is annotated as G-rich RNA sequence binding factor 1. The record is from RefSeq and is a predicted model, not a curated record. Gene Ontology annotation, molecular function: RNA binding. NCBI's taxonomy places the organism in Eukaryota, Metazoa, Chordata, Mammalia, Didelphimorphia, Didelphidae.